UUGACCACCAUACUUCCGCUUUCUAACCUUUCAAGAUUUCCUUUUCACGACGUGCUCGCGACAAUGCAGAAAAAACAGAAAGAACCGAUCCAUUCAGUCCAAGUUUUUGGACGCAAAAAAAGUGCAACAGCUGUUGCAUAUUGUAAACGUGGUCGUGGAAUUCUACGAGUAAAUGGACGACCCUUGGAGUUGAUUGAACCCCGAGUUCUUCAAUAUAAACUUCAAGAACCCAUUCUUUUAUUGGGAAAGGAAAAAUUUUCUGGUGUUGACAUUAGAGUAAGAGUGAAUGGUGGUGGUCACGUAGCUCAAAUUUAUGCUAUCAGACAAGCUAUCUCUAAAGCUUUAGUAGCGUAUUACCAAAAAUAUGUUGAUGAAGCUAGCAAGAAAGAAGUUAAAGACAUUUUGAUUCAAUAUGAUCGUACACUACUUGUCGCUGAUCCUAGAAGAUGUGAACCCAAGAAAUUCGGUGGUCCAGGUGCUCGAGCACGAUACCAGAAAUCUUAUCGUUAAUUACUAUUUGUUUUACGUGUAAGCGUAAUGAUGUAAUAAUAAAAGAAAAAAGAAAUUA
This is a messenger RNA of Chelonus insularis, 568 nucleotides long. RefSeq names its product ribosomal protein S16 (gene RpS16). Gene Ontology annotation, cellular component: ribosome; cytosolic small ribosomal subunit. Gene Ontology annotation, molecular function: structural constituent of ribosome; RNA binding. Gene Ontology annotation, biological process: maturation of SSU-rRNA from tricistronic rRNA transcript (SSU-rRNA, 5.8S rRNA, LSU-rRNA); translation. Lineage: Eukaryota; Metazoa; Arthropoda; Insecta; Hymenoptera; Braconidae. The record is from RefSeq and is a predicted model, not a curated record. The transcript is spliced from 5 exons. The coding region runs from base 64 to 510 and encodes 148 amino acids.